This is a messenger RNA of Colletotrichum chrysophilum, 1350 nucleotides long. RefSeq lists its product as uncharacterized. The record is from RefSeq and is a predicted model, not a curated record. Gene Ontology annotation, cellular component: mitochondrion; cytoplasm. Gene Ontology annotation, molecular function: acetyltransferase activity; lipoic acid binding. Bases 1 to 1350 code for a protein of 449 amino acids. The transcript has a single exon. Lineage: Eukaryota; Fungi; Ascomycota; Sordariomycetes; Glomerellales; Glomerellaceae.
AUGGAUCUCGGGGAAACAGGCAUCGUGGAGUGCGAAAUCAUACAGUGGUUCGUCGAGCCCGGCGCCAGAGUCGAGGAGUUCUCCCCGCUGUGUGAGGUCCAAAGCGACAAGGCCUCGGUCGAAAUCACCAGCCGCUUCUCGGGCGUCGUCAAGAAGCUGCACUACGACGCCGGCGACAUGGCCAAGGUCGGCAAGCCCUUUAUCGACAUUGACAUACAGGGCGGGGCCAAGCAGGAGGACCUAGAUGCGUUGACGGCACCGACAGGGCCGGCAGACACAUCUGCACCCAGCUCAUCCGAGACCCCAGCAGCAGCACAAAAGGAUCAAUCACAAAAAGCAAGAGAAAACACACAGGCCGAGGCGGCGCCAGCCGAAGCUCCGAAACAGAAGGGCAAGCACGCGGCGCUGGCAACGCCGGCCGUCCGCCACCUCUCCAAGACAUUAAACGUCGAUAUCGCCGAGAUAGACGGCACAGGCAGGGACGGGAGGGUUCUGAAGGAAGACAUCCAGAACUUUGUCAAGCGCCGCGAAUCCGGGGGCCCCGUGGCGGCCCCGCCUUCCGGCGCCGAACCCACUGGGCCCGCACCGUCCACCGGACCCCAGGUCGAGACCCGCGUCCCGCUCACCGUCACCCAGCAGCAAAUGUUCAAGUCCAUGACACGCUCCCUCAACAUCCCGCACUUCCUGUACGCCGACGAGGUGGACUUCUCCAGCCUCGUCCAGCUGCGCACCCGCCUGAACCGCGUCCUCACCUCCGCCCCGGAGCUCGGCGCCGACGGCGUCGCGAAGCUCUCCUACCUCCCCUUCAUCAUCAAGGCCGUGUCGCUGGCUCUCUACCAGUACCCGAUUCUCAACGCCCGCGUGGAUCUCGACGCCUCCACCCCGGCUUCUAAACCCUCCCUCGUAAUGCGCAGCCAGCACAACAUCGGCGUGGCCAUGGACACCCCCUCGGGCCUCCUCGUGCCCGUGAUCCGCAACGUCGGCGCCCUCAACAUCCUCUCCAUCGCCAAGGAGCUCACGCGCCUGCAAAAGGCCGCCUUCGCGGGCAAGCUCACCCCGCAGGACCUCGGUGGCGGCACCAUUACCGUGUCCAACAUUGGCAACAUUGGCGGGACGUACCUGUCGCCCGUGAUCGUGGACAAGGAGGUCGCGAUCCUCGGCAUCGGCCGCAUGCGCGCCGUGCCGGCGUUCGAGUCCGAGGAUUCGGACCGCGUGGUGCGGAAACACGUCACCAACUUCAGCUGGAGCGCGGACCAUCGCGUCGUCGACGGCGCGACCAUGGCGCGGGCCGCGGAGGUGGUGCGGAGGGUGGUGGAAGAGCCUGAUGUCAUGGUUAUGCACCUCAGAUGA